Molecule: messenger RNA, 2037 nt
Organism: Nannospalax galili (Upper Galilee mountains blind mole rat)
Lineage: Eukaryota; Metazoa; Chordata; Mammalia; Rodentia; Spalacidae
Product: interferon-induced protein with tetratricopeptide repeats 1
Exons: 2
Coding region: 252-1646 (464 amino acids)
Biological process (GO): defense response to virus
Cellular component (GO): cytosol
Molecular function (GO): protein binding; RNA binding
Source: RefSeq, a predicted model, not a curated record
CCUUCUCCCCAGAGGUCUGAGAAGAGAGUGAAAAGGCGAUGGUUUCAGUUUCUGAGAACAGGAACUUGCAACUACUUCUUUCUGUUUCCUGAUACUAAAUGCAGGGGCACACCCACAGCUUAAAGAAACUAUUUUAUAGCUCUGUUCUGAUGUUUCAGUUGAUGUGAAAGUCUACAAGACAGACAGCCAGAUCUUUGAGGAGUCCUGUGUCCCUGAAAAGACUGAAAACAGCUUCCAGGUUCACAGCAGCGAUGGGGGAGAAUGCUGAGAAUCAACAGGUCAAGGACGGUCUGCUUCAGCUGAGAUGUCACUUCACAUGGAAGCUGCUAUUCGAGGACACUGACCUACCAGAUUUGGAAAGCAGGAUCUUUGAGGAGAUCAAGUUCUUAGACACCAAGUACUGUGUUGGGAUCCACAACCUCAUGGCCUAUGUGAAACACCUGACAGGCCAGCAUGAGGAAGCCCUGCAGAGUUUGAAAGAAGCCGAAGAUCUGAUCCACAGAGAACGUGCUGACCAGAGGGACAAGAGAAGCCUGGUGACCUGGGGCAACUAUGCCUGGGUGCAUUUCCACAUGGGCAGGUCGGAAGAAGCCCAGACCUACCUGGACAAGGUGGAGAACACAUGCAAGGAGCUGGGAAGUCCCUUCCGCUAUAGGAUGGAGUGUCCAGAGAUGGACUGUGAAGAAGGAUGGGCCAUGGUGAAGUGUGGAAUUCAGAAUUAUAAAAAUGCCAUGGCCUGCUUUGCGAAGGCUCUGCAAGUGGAGCCUGAAAACCCUGAAUUCUGCACUGGUUACGCCAUCGCAGCCUAUCGCCAAGAUUAUAAUAAUGAGAUUUCUCUAGAACCCCUAAGGAAGGCCGUCAGGUUAAAUCCAGAAGAUGCUUAUAUUAAAGUUCUCCUUGCCUUAAAGCUUCAGGAUCUAGGAGAAGAAGCUGAAGCAGAAACGUACCUUGAUGAAGCGCUUACCAGCGAAUCCUCCCAGCCUUAUGUCUUGCGCUAUGCAGCCAAAUAUUACCAAAACAAAGACUGUACAGAUAAAGCUCUUCUUCUUCUAAAAAGGGCCUUGAAGGAAUUACCCUCUUCUGCCUACCUGCAUUACCAAAUAGGGCUUUGCUAUAGAUCACAAAUCAUCCAAAUAAAGAAAGGUACCAACAAACCUAGUAGGCAGGAUGAAGUGGAGAGAUUGGUACAAAAGGCUAAGUAUGAAUUUCAAAAGACUUUAAAACUACGGCCCACUUUUGGGUUGGCUAAUGUUUGCCUGGCCGAGAUGCAGGCAGAACUUGGCCAAUACCAAGAAGCAGAGGAAAAUUUUCAGAAAGCACUGAUCACAAAGAACCGUGAUGAUCACAUAGGGCAAGAGAUUCAACUCCGUUACGGCCGUUUCCAAGAAUUUCACAAGAAAUCAGAUGACACAGCAAUCACACAUUAUUUAAAAGGUCUACAAGUAGAAGGAGCAGCUUCUGUCAAGGGAAACCUUCUCAAGGCUUUGGAGAAUUUGGCUGCAAGACGUGUUCACCAGAAUGUGCGUGUUGUGGAAAGCACCAGCCUGCUUGGGUUGGUCCACAAACUGAAAGGGGAAGUGAAUGAGGCCCUGCUGUGCUAUGAGAGGGCCCUGAGGCUCACUGGUGAAGUGAACUCUGUGUUUUGAAGCAGAGAUCACCACUGUGAAUUUAAUAUACUCGUAACUAAAUGCCCCAACAGUCUUAAGUAGUUGCUUUCUCAAAACUGUGCAAUUUGUUAACGCCAAGCAGCUAAAUGCCUUAUCUUCACGCAACCUGUCCCUCCCUAUUAAUCAUGUGUCUAGGAGAUUCCUUUCAUCACCACAUGUCUUCAUUCACUGACCAUGAAUGAUUUCUCCUGCUCUGAGGUGAACCAGCAAGAGUCACUUUCCUUAUGACUGUGCCUUUGGAAUGGAUGCCUUCUAUCCUCUGCCUGCUGGUAUCUCCCUAGACAAAGAAGAUUUCAUCAAGGAAACCUUUUUUCCUGUGACCAGAACCUCUGACCUGCAAUAAAAUCUAAGAGCAAAACAAAAGAGCAAA